Molecule: messenger RNA, 3303 nt
Organism: Eimeria mitis
Lineage: Eukaryota; Apicomplexa; Conoidasida; Eucoccidiorida; Eimeriidae
Product: exportin 7, putative
Exons: 25
Coding region: 1-3303 (1100 amino acids)
Biological process (GO): protein export from nucleus
Cellular component (GO): cytoplasm; nuclear pore
Molecular function (GO): nuclear export signal receptor activity
Source: RefSeq, a predicted model, not a curated record
AUGGCUGAUCUAGCUGAAGUGCAGCAGCUGGAGCUGUUGUGCCAGGCCUUCUACGGCGGGGGCGGAAAGGAAGAACAAAAUGAAGCCCAUAAGAAGAUUCUGGAGCAAGUUGGUUUAUUCUUGAGCGCAUCUACUGCACACUGGGUUGUUGGACUGUACAUAUACACUGAGUUAACUCAGGAGAUGCAGCCGAAGAUCGGAUAUCACAUGUCUCGUCUGCGUCGCGUUGCUUUCUCCUUCCGCGACCUUGCGCUUUCGUCUAUCCUGAAGGUGGCAGUAAAGACUCUGCAGCAGUUCGAUGCGGGGGCCAUCCGCGUACCGAAUGAUGAAGAGGAGACACCAUUCAUCAUGAGCCGCAUGUGUGUAGCGGAGGCCAUAGCCGAAGAUGCUGACAACUGCGACUGGGAGAGCCCCUUAAACAAUGAAGUGUUGCGACAAGAACAACUGGAGGUUCUCUCUCAGCUUGCGCGGUGUCGCUACACGAAGACGGCACGGAUGGUCCAUGAGUUGUUCGAAGAGACGAAGGCCAAAGCACAGAGUGGCGAAAUCAGCAGAAAGGUCUUUGAGGAGAAGAUCACCUGGUUGGUGUAUCUCAUCGGGGCUCUUGUUGGUAGUAACUGGACCGGAAGGCUCCCGGAUGUAUACGUAGACGGUAUGCCAGACGCAGGGGUGGAGCCUUUCAUGGCAAACGCGGGCCUGUCAAAGCUUGUUCUGACCUUGAUUGAAGAGACAAAAUGCGAAGAGACACCGGAGACCCUUGAGCUGGCAUUUCUUUACUUCCUGGAUCAAUUCAGAAAACUCUUCAUUGGCCAGUUCGCACGCAAACUGGACGGCACGAGCGCCUUUGCAACAGGCAAGGGCUUCACUGGGUGCCGCAGACGACAAGGCGGUGGUAGCGACCUUGCACUGGGCGCCGCAGACGACAAGGCGGUGGUAGCGACCUUGGUGAGCAAGAUUGGUUUCAAUCUGCAGCACCGAGUCGACAUGCCUGAGUGUAUUAAAAAAUCCAUGGAUCUUCUUUUUGAGUUUGUGGCCGGGGUCCACAUCGUCCACUGGAUCUCCCGGGCUCCAGAGCUCAUUGUCACGGGCCGGUUGCUGCUGGAAACACCCACUGGCGGCUAUUUCCUGACGAAUCACUGCAGUGCCGAGUUCAAGUUCCUUUCUAUGCGCAGGUAUUCGAGACUGCGGACGACUUACUAUCUUACUCUUGGGACAUUGUUAUUUUAUCAGCAACGUAAAGCUGCCGUUACUUUUGAGCAAUUCGUGCAGCCUAUGGAUGCCAUUUUUGUAUCGUUGUGGCAGCAAACCGAAGAAGGAAGAAACCCUGGGUCGAUCCGCAAUCCGCUCUGUCGGGACCCCCUGAUUGGCCUCGUGCGAGAUCUCAGGGGGCUGAGUUUCGCGUCUGGAAAUAGCUCAACGUACACAGUCCUUUUUGAGUGGUUGAUGUCGCCGGCGAAGAAGAUCAACGGCAGCACUCGCAUGGCAAUAUUUAGCUGGGCAGCGGAUGGUUGGUGGGAUGAUGCUGAAGUUAUGGUUCCCCUUUUAAAGUUUAUUGCCGAUUUUGUCAGCAACAGGGGAGGCAGCAGGAUACAAUUUGCUGAGUCUUCCGCAAAUGGCAUCCGGCUUUUCAAGGAAGCAUCGAGUGUGGUGCUUAAAUACGGCAACAGGAUACUGCAGAAACAGGACUUUACCGACACUUACAAGGAAAAGUACAAGGGGAUGGCUGUAGCGCUGCAGAUCCUGAGCAACAUCAUCAGUGGCUCAUACUGCAAUUAUGAGGUCUUCAAGGUCUACGGGGACACAGUCCUAAGCGACUCCCUUCGUCUUGCCCUCCAGAUGUGUCUUGCAAUUCCCCAGGACGAUUUGAUGGCCUAUUUGAAGUCCCUCAGGCCUGUCUAUUCUUUCCUUGAAGUUGCCACGGAGUCCUUCAUGCAACACAUUCUAGAGUUACCGCCAGCCCACCUAGCCCAACUGUUGCGAUGUGUUGAGGACGGCCUCUGUGCACAAGAAACAGUGCUGAUGCAGUCAUGCGCCACCUUGGGCCAUUUUGUUGAGUUCAUCUUCAAGUACAGGAAUUCCGAGGAGAAGGAGGGAGAUGCCGUCCGUGCAUUCCUUGAGGCACAGCCGGGCAGUUUGCCGCGAAUGCUGCAGCUGAUAUUCCAGCUGCUCAUGACAGGGCAGCUGCCGAACCUGUUCGCAAUAUCGGGUGUCUUGUUGGGUCUGAUUGUGCUGCAACAAAAUGAAUACUUGAAGUUGAAGCAACAGAUAAUUGAGCAGCAAAUCGAGAGCAAGAGACCACAAGUGGAGGGCUUCUUCAUGGAGUUGAUGGUAAACAUUGAAGAUGACCUAACGCCGGCAAAUAAGGUUUAUGCGGAAUCUCUACCACUUUGCGCACGACAUUCGGAAGAUGUUUUCUCUCAGUUUAUGAGGGGGCAGGGUCCACACGCGUCCACCUCAUCGGCAUCGGCUCCCGAUUCCUGCGGGACGUACACAGUCCUUUUUGAGUGGUUGAUGUCGCCGGCGAAGAAGAUCAACGGCAGCACUCGCAUGGCAAUAUUUAGCUGGGCAGCGGAUGGUUGGUGGGAUGAUGCUGAAGUUAUGGUUCCCCUUUUAAAGUUUAUUGCCGAUUUUGUCAGCAACAGGGGAGGCAGCAGGAUACAAUUUGCUGAGUCUUCCGCAAAUGGCAUCCGGCUUUUCAAGGAAGCAUCGAGCUGCACGAGUCAUAGCAAGUAUGCCUUCGUUUGUGGGACUGAUAAGGUCUGCGCAUGUGAUUCUUGCUUUACUCCCCACUGUCCGCCAGAUUUGAUGGCCUAUUUGAAGUCCCUCAGGCCUGUCUAUUCUUUCCUUGAAGUUGCCACGGAGUCCUUCAUGCAACACAUUCUAGAGUUACCGCCAGCCCACCUAGCCCAACUGUUGCGGUGUGUUGAGGACGGCCUCUGCGCACAAGAAACAGUGCUGAUGCAGUCAUGCGCCACCUUGGGCCAUUUUGUUGAGUUCAUCUUCAAGUACAGGAAUUCCGAGGAGAAGGAGGGAGAUGCCGUCCGUGCAUUCCUUGAGGCACAGCCGGGCAGUUUGCCGCGAAUGCUGCAGCUGAUAUUCCAGCUGCUCAUGACAGGGCAGCUGCCGAACCUGUUCGCAAUAUCGGGUGUCUUGUUGGGCCUGAUUGUGCUGCAACAAAAUGAAUACUUGAAGUUGAAGCAACAGAUAAUUGAGCAGCAAAUCGAGAGCAAGAGACCACAGUUUAUGCGGAAUCUCUACCACUUUGCGCACGACAUUCGGAAGAUGUUUUCUCUCAGUUUAUGA